Messenger RNA from Haliotis rufescens (red abalone), 3756 nucleotides. RefSeq names its product probable cytochrome P450 12a5, mitochondrial. The record is from RefSeq and is a predicted model, not a curated record. NCBI's taxonomy places the organism in Eukaryota, Metazoa, Mollusca, Gastropoda, Lepetellida, Haliotidae. Bases 418 to 2022 code for a protein of 534 amino acids. The transcript has 10 exons. Gene Ontology annotation, molecular function: oxidoreductase activity, acting on paired donors, with incorporation or reduction of molecular oxygen; iron ion binding; monooxygenase activity.
GGCAUCUAAUCAUGUUAGUAUAUGUAACUCGACGUUUCUGCAGAGGUCUAGCACGAAGUAUUGAACUUGCGAUAAACAGUGUCACCACCAAACUUGUCGAUGCAAGACGGAGCAGUACAGGGAACACGUUUUCAUUCAGUUGACUGUAAAUAGCUUUCCUCGGAACCGCUUGAGUGGUCAGUCUGUGUGCUGCUUCAGAAUAAUGUUGACUGCUUGUGUAUUUCAAUGUGACAUUCCCUUCGUAUCUUGGCUUGUGUUUAUUGGUUACUUGGGUCUGUUCAUUGCCUACGUACACCCAUCAUUUUUGUGAUCCGUGUGCAAAUAUCACUUGAGUGGCGGGAUCGGUGCACAUGUACCUAAACAUAUCCGCGAACAAAAUAUACGGUCGCCUUCCCCAGAUAGUUAAACAACACGACGAUGUUCGGCCGAGAGGUACUGCUCCGCGCUGAACGGGAGGCCACCAGACAACUCCGGCGGCUGCAACAACAGCGCUUCAGGGCAACAGUGACGUCGGUACAGGACCGCACCACGGAACCUGGUCUCCAGGCUCAACCAGAACCAAGUGCCUCCAGUUCUGCUUUGCCAUUUGAACAGAUCCCGGGCCCCAGGAGUCUGCCAGUCAUCGGAACUCGCUGGCUGCACAUGCCUGGAGGUCCUCUUCAUGGCAUGACCUUCUACGAGAAGGUCUGCAAGCUACGGUCAAUGUUUGGCGAGAUCAUACGCGAAGAAGUCGUUCCUGGCUUCCACUUGUUACAUCUCUACAAGCCGGAAGACUAUGAGACGGUGUACAGGAAUGAUGGCAAAUACCCAGUCAGAAACUCCUUCUUUAUGCUCCAGAGGUACAACAAAAAGUACAACGACGGCAUCCAUGGCAUCAUUGACAGUCAAGGUGAAUCGUGGCACCGGCUGCGGAGACAGGUGCAGCAGAAGAUGCUAAAGCCCAAAGCAGUGUCGGCCUAUUUUAAUGACCAGGCCAAGGUCGCCGAUGACUUCAUCGACAGUCUGCGCCAACACAGGAACAAAGACGACAUCAUUGAGGACUUGCUUCAGCACCUCUACAAAUUUGCCGCUGAAUCUAUUGGGGUGGUGUGCUUCAACAAACGUAUCGGGGCACUGGACCAAACUGCGGGACCUAACAGUGAAUCCAGACAGUUUAUCAACGCCGUCAGUGACGUCAUGCACGCCACCCACACCGAAAUGCAGAGUUUCUUUCUCUUCAUGUACUUCGACACGCCGAUGUUCAAGCGUCUUGUGAAGGCCCAGAAUCUCAUUAGAAGCGUAUCCAGUCGACAUGCCCAAGACUCCCUUAAGAGAGUGCUGGUAGCUUCGGCUAGUGGUCAGGAGAUUGACGGAGAACAUGGUGACCUCAUUCCUUACAUGAUGACCAAGACUGACCUCACCGAGGCGGAAGUAAUGACGGUAGUGACCGAGUUUUUCUUCGGCGGAGUCGAUACGACAAGCCAUAUGCUGGGCUUCAUCUUGUACAACUUGUGCAAGAACCCGGAUUCGAUGGGGCGUCUGAGAGAGGAGAUCGACGCCAUUCUUACAGAUGGGCGUCCCCCGACAGACGAGGACAUCUCCAGGAUGACCUAUCUGAAGGCUGUCUUCAAGGAGUCGCUAAGAAUACUUCCUGUUGCCCCUGGCAACGGCAGAUCCUCAACACGUGACCUCGUCCUGUCUGGCUUUAGAAUACCAAAAGGGACGGUCAUGGCCCUGCACCAUGACGUCACAGGUCACGAUGACCAACAGUUUCACGAGGCAAGUCAGUUCAGACCCGAGCGGUGGCUGAGAUCGCCAGAGAAUCAGCAGACAGUUCAUCCCUUCAUAUUCAUGCCGUUUGGAUUCGGAGCAAGAGGGUGCGUCGGAAAGAGAUUUGCUGAACAGGAAGUGGCCCUUGCUAUCGUCAAGUUUCUGCAGAACUUUGACAUCGAUUAUUGCCACACGACGGAUCUGAAAUAUGAAAUGAACAUUGUGAACACACCCGUGACGCCCCUCCGCUUCCGGUUUUCAGACCGGAAGUAGUCAGUAUUGAUUCCUGAUUGGCUGACUGAAACUCAUGUGUUGCUAGUAAGCUCCUCCAGUAGAGCAUACAUGCAUGUAUGUUGACAACAGGCGAACGCCAUGUACUGGUAACAAAACCGCGUGUUCACCCCAACAAGAGAUUGAGCAUGCGUGUCAUAAAUAGUAUGAUAUUGUACACGUGGCCUACUGCUGAUUAUAAUCUAUAAAGCACGGAGUUCACUGAGCAUUAACGGACGAACGAAAACCGUUCUGUCAUUGAGUUAAACAGGUCGCUAACUGUAUAGUGUUACUAAAGUCGCUAGUUUGGACACGUUUAUGAAAGUGUAUUACAUGUUACUAUAACCCUAGAUGUACAUGAUGUUGAUAACUGUAACGUCAUUGAACACGUGUAAAGACUUGGGAGAUGCUGGUGUACGUACAACGCCUUGAAGUCGCUAUUGCAAGAGUAACGCCUUGAAGUCGCUAUUGCAAGAGUAACGCCUUGAAGUAGCUAUUGCAAGAGUAACGCCUUGAAGUCGCUAUUGCAAGAGUAACGCCAUGAAGUCGCUAUUGCAAGAGUAACGCCAUGAAGUCGCUACUGUGCGUGUGGAGCCAUGAGAUCGCUUUUGCUCAUGUGAAUCAAUGAAAUCUUUUUUGCUUAUGUAAAGCAAUGACGUAGCUAGUGCACGUGAAAAUCCAUGACGUCACUACUGUGCGUGGAACACAAUGGAGUCACUUGUGAACGUGUUAAGUCUUGAUAUCGCUUUGUUAGAAAGCCAUGAAGUCGCUAUUGCACGUGUAAAACUGCUUAUUAUAAUUUGUCAAGCACGGAGUUCACUAAGCAUAAAACCGACGAACGAAGACUCGUUCUGUCACUGUGUUAAACAUGUCGCUAACUGUAUAGUGUUACUGAUGUCAUUGUUUUUGACGUGUUGUUGAAAGUGUAUUGCAUAUGAUGUACGUUUCGUUGAUGACUGUGUGACGUCAUUGAAGCCUGUACGUCAGCUUGCUACUGCACGUGUGAAGGCAGGAAGUUGGAAGUAUCCUUGCCAUGAAGUCGCUAGUGCACGUGUAAAGGCAGGAAGUUGGAAGUAUCCUUGCCAUGAAGUCGCUAGUACACGUGUAAGGCCUUAGACUAUCUACGGUACGCGAAAAGCCAUGAAAUUGCUUGUGUACGUAAAGUCAUGAAGUCGCUCAAGCUUGUGUCAAGCCAUGAAGUAGCUAUUGUAUGUGAAAAACCAUGAAAUCGCUAAACUGUGUGUAAAGUCAUGAAGUCGCGUCUUGCUCGUGUCAAGCCAUGAAGUAGCUAUUGUAUGUGAAAAACCAUGAAAUCGCUAAACUACGUGUAAAGUCAUGAAGUCGCUAUUCUACGUGUAAUGUUAUGAAGUCGCCCUUGCUCGUGUAAUGCUAUGAAGUAGCUAUUUCACGUUUAAAACCGUUAAAUCGCUUUUCUACAUGAAGUUGCCAUAGCACGUUUGCUACUAUGAAUUCCCUACAAUAAGUGUAAAUAUCACGAAGUCGCUGUUACACGUGUAAAGCUAUGAAAUAACUAAUGCACGUGUACAACCAUGACAACGCUACUGCACGUGUAAAGCGAUGAAUUUCCUAUUUCAGGUGUAAAGCCAUGACGUCGAUAUUGUACGUGUAAUACCAUGAAGCAGCUAUUCGUGUAAAGCCAUGAAUUCGCCAUUGUACCUUUAAUACCAUGAAGUCGCUACUGUUGUGUAAAUAAUAAAUUGUACGAUUCCGACUCUA